This is a messenger RNA of Talaromyces amestolkiae, 2712 nucleotides long. RefSeq lists its product as uncharacterized. NCBI's taxonomy places the organism in Eukaryota, Fungi, Ascomycota, Eurotiomycetes, Eurotiales, Trichocomaceae. Gene Ontology annotation, molecular function: DNA binding; DNA-binding transcription factor activity, RNA polymerase II-specific; zinc ion binding. The transcript is spliced from 7 exons. The record is from RefSeq and is a predicted model, not a curated record. Gene Ontology annotation, biological process: DNA-templated transcription; regulation of DNA-templated transcription. Bases 1 to 2712 code for a protein of 903 amino acids. Gene Ontology annotation, cellular component: nucleus.
AUGUCCGACGUUAUGGCCGACAACAACGACAUGGAUGUCGGCGGUGAUGCUGGUCCCUCCAACGAUGGCCAGACAAAGGCGAAGCGCAGCAGAGUGCAAUUCUCUUGUACUGCCUGCCGAUAUCGCAAACUAAAAUGUGAUCGCACCCAUCCCUGCGACCGUUGUACGCGGCGUGGCGAUGCAGCUUCCUGCACAUAUGUAGGCCACGGCCCCCGUGGGCGCGUGAACCACGCCACGGGCACAAACCCAUCGCAUAUCCAGAACCGGAUCCAGCAUCUGGAGAAUCUAAUCCUGUCAUUUGCGCAGCAAAAGAAGCAGGAUAAUGAAAGUGGUAGUGGCAGUGGCGGCAGUGGUGAUAGUAGUCACAGUGGUGCUGCUGCGAGAGGCAGUUCUGCUUCAACUUCUCCAGGCAAUAAUGCAAAUAAUUCUGCGGAGCCGUCGCCGGAAACGAGUAGUUCGGUGGAGCAAAAUACUUCGGUGGAGGUUGACCCGGGGAAGUUGUUGAAUAAUGGCACUACAUAUGUGGAUGCGUCGAAUUGGCAGGCUAUUCUUGAUGAUCUCAAAGAAGUCAAGAAAUACGUGCAAGAUGAUGAACAGGAUUUUGACGAUGAUGGAUUCCUUGAAGAUGACUCUGAGGAUGAAAUUGUGGAAGUUGAACAGGAUGCGAAUCGUCCGACGCUACUCUUCUACGGAGGCAGAGUACCGUCAAAGCAGGAGCUUCUUGCGGAUUUGCCCCAAAGGGAAGUGGUGGAUAGACUCGUUGCUAAGUUUCUGAAUUCGGAUGAUCCCUCGCUUGCUAUCAUUCACUUCCCGGCCUUCCAUAGAGAGUAUAAUCAAUUCUGGAAUGAUCCUUCGCAAGUAACGCUCCCCUGGCUCGCUUUCCUGUACGGCUGCAUGACCAUGGCUGUGGGCAUGUUCCGGCGGAGUAUGGAAACGCUGCCUUCUCCAUUAGGCGAUACAACAAGUGAAACCAACCGGUUUCAAAGAAACUGCUGCUACUGCUUAAUCAAUUCAAACUACACCACAGUUGGAAAGUACAAGGUUGAAGCCUUACUACUGUACGCCACCGUCGAAUAUACUAAAAGAGGCAACUCGGCCAUGAGUGUUUCUAUUAUCCUUGGUAUUGCCAUCAAACUCGCCAUGCGCAUGGGCUACCACCGAGACGCCAAACACUACGAUACUCUAUCUGCCCUAGAAGGAGAAAUGCGUCGACGUACUUGGGCCAUCUUAUCACAACUCGAUACUCUGACAUCUUUCCAAGUGGGUAUCCCAAAACAAGCGCAAAGCUGGCAAAGCGAUACCGAAAUUCCGCGAAACAUCCGCGACGAAGACAUCGAUGAAAAUUCUAUCGAAUUACCACCUGCACUGCCCGACACUGUUCUAACGCCCGUUGCUUAUCUGAGAUCCAAGAAUCGUGUCAUGAACAUGUUUGGCCGCAUCUGCGAUUUGGCGUAUAACCGCCUACCGUCAACGUACGAAAAGGUACUCGAAUUAGACCGCGGACUCGAGGAAGCGCAUGAAUUGAUAGCGCCGGCGCUUCGCAUGCGGCCCAUCAAUCAAUCCUUUGUCGAUAAUGCAGCGCUGAUCAUGAAACGCUAUACCCUUGAUAUCCUGUAUCAAAAGGCCCGCAUUGUGUUGCACAGAAAGUUCCUUGUCGAGGCUCGAUACAAUCCGCGAUUGAACUACUCGCGUUCUGUCUGUGUAAGUGCCGCAAAAGAGAUUCUCCGUCAUCAGUACGAUUUGUACAAGGAGUCGGAAGUGGGCGGUCGACUCGAAAAGAAUAAUUGGUUUUUCAGAUCUUUACAGAAUAAUGAUUUUGUCCUGGCUGCGAUGGUGAUUUGUCUUGAGUUGUUCAAGAAUAAUGACCUCGUCCCUACAGCUGAGCAGCUGCAACAAGACACCGUCUCUCCUGUUGAGCGUAUCGAUCAGAGGAAUACAUUGAUUGAUACAUUGCAAAAGUCUCGCGAAGUGUGGAAGGAGAAUUUGAAACAUUCAAUCGAAGCGCGAAAAGCGUUUGCUGCGGUGACGGUGAUGUUGAAGAAGGCGGAGCUUGAUGACGAGGCGAGAAAGAGGAGCAGUCAGAGUCCGGCUCAUGCUUCACAUGCGAAUACCUCGAUGAAUAUGGCAAGAGGCGCAGAAAGGUCACCGGAUGAUAUUCUGACGGGAGAAAGUGCGUCAAACCGUGGGUUCAGAGGUAUUAAUCAAGAUGUAUACAUGACAAACUACCUCUCCUCCAUCAAUACAUCAACCACAAUUCCCACGCCCCCUAUAUCCAAUAGCUCCGGCCUAACUACUACCUCAACAAUCAUACAACCACCCAUCUCAGCAGCAACAGCAGCAAACAUCGAUAUAUUCCCCCCAUCAUACUCCAACCUGCAAUUACAAUCCUCCUUACCAGGUCUAGAUGUCAUAGAGACCAUGCUCGAUACCCCGCAGAAUUUGGACUGGCAUGCAUGGGACGGCCAAAUGGAAGACAACAACCCCACUAUUUGGGAAGAGGCGUAUUGGAAUACAGCUGAUGCUGAUGCUCUGAACAUUCCCGUAAAUACGAAUGUGAAUGGGGUCUCGGGAACGGGGGACGUGAUGCAGGCGGACACCACUCCUUCGACUGUCGCUGGCAGCAGCAAUCGCAGUAACGGCAGCAUCGACGGUGGAAGUGAUACGACCAACGAAAUGUAUCUAUUGUACACCGCACCCGGGUAUCGUGGUUAG